AUGCGUGUAAUUGAAGUUCUGGUAUUUCAAUUUACCACAUAUUUCUUUAAGAACCAUCUCGAGUAUGGUACAAACAUCAACAUAGCCGAGUAUAAAGAUGGAGUUCGUCUAACUUUGAAUGGAAAAGGUCGUGUGUAUCCCGAUCACAUCAAGGAACACCUCUCGCUCGGUCGCUCUGUGCAAUUUGUAAACCCGCAGACAUUUGACAAUCGGGUCUGGUAUCUGUGUGAAGUUUUGCAAGAGUUGUUUGGCUGUUUCGUGGGAGCAAACACGUACUUGACGCCGCCCGGAUCAGCUGGUUUUGCCCCUCAUUGGGACGAGAUCGAUGCCUUCUUACUCCAGUUGGAAGGAAGGAAAUACUGGAAAGUGUAUGCUCCAGAUUCCAGGGACAAUGAAUUGCCGAGAGAACCUAGUGGCAAUUUCAAUGACGAGGAUAUGAAAAACCGUAAACCGACCUUUGAAGGAUGGAUCGAAGCUGGCGAUCUCCUUUAUAUUCCUCGUGGCUUUAUUCACAACGCUACAACUGAUGACAAUGUACAUUCGCUUCACAUCACUAUAUCGAGUGGGAGAUUAUGGUCUUUCGCGGAUCUUUUGGAGAAACUUGUGCCUGAAGCUGUAACAACCCUGGCAAAGAAUCGCUGGAAAAUGCGAAAAUCUUUGCCGGUAGGGAUGCUUGACAUGAACGGUGUAGCAGAGAUAGAUUACCGUCUGGAGGAGCAUUUUGAAGACGGGUGGAAAUCUAUAGUCGAUCGCCACAUGACUGCUCUGCGGAACUCACUGAGGGAAGUUUGUGACGGUGGCAUAGAUUUAAUGGCUCGUGCGUUUAUGAGAACUGCUUUGCCUCCUCUGCUUACCCCAGAAGAAAAGCAACACAGUGUUAUGGGUUGUGGGACAGACAUUCUCAACGGUGCUGUGAUGGAAUUCCGUCCGAGCACCAAAGUAAAGCUCAUUCGAAGGCAUGCUCAAAGACUCCUGUUUGAAAGUGAAGACAGCUGCUAUAUAGCUCAUCGAAUGGCUAAUUCUCGUCUUUAUGAAGGGCUUCCUGAGCAGACUUUCGAACUUCCAGUUGAGUUUGUAAGUGGAUUCAAUGCGCUGAGCAACAGCUACCCGGAAUGGAUGUCUCUUUCGGAAAUGCCUGAGGAAAUGAAUGGUGCUGAAGUGCAAGCACUCUGUCACCUUCUUUAUUAUCACGGAUUGAUUAUGGUUCAGCAGCUACCUGACAGAAUCAAAAGAAAGUCCAAAAAAGUGAAGGCUUGA
This is a messenger RNA of Haemonchus placei, 1257 nucleotides long. The record is from the annotation of a GenBank genome assembly. Lineage: Eukaryota; Metazoa; Nematoda; Chromadorea; Rhabditida; Trichostrongylidae.